CUAUCAUGGUUAAUUCGCUUAAAAAAAUUGGGGAGAAUACAUUCGUCUCCGGUGACAUCUUCAGAGAGCAAAUAGUCAAACAACAGAGCGAUGCUGCAGGUACUCCGAGAGCAUCUCCUGGACUGAGUAGUACAUACCAAACAGAGGGUUCUACAAGUGAUUUGAUUGUCAGCUUUGCCUGUAAAAGUUGGCCUCGAGAUGCUGAUGAGUGGGUAACGCGUACACGUUUGUUUGGAUGGCCACCUCAAAAACUCAUCGACCGGAUAGUGCGCAAUGGUUUUCACCUUGUGCCAUUACGAGGGCGACACACAAAGGAUGAAGAACUACAGUGGAGGAUAUCCCUGGCAUCAGCUGAGAGAUCUUUAGUUCAUGCCUUCAGCCACAGCCAACUGAAGGUUUACUGCUUACUGAAGUAUUUCUUUACUCAGUUGGACAAGACACAGUUGCAAGAUGAAUUUACUGGCUAUGAUGGAAUCAUCAGCUUAUCUGUUCUGAAAAUGCUGAUGUUUUUCUCAGUGGAAAACUCUCACCCAAAGCUGUGGCAAGAACAGAACUUGUUCUACUGUUUUUGGUUUUGCUUCAACAUUCUAAUGACAUGGGUCAAGAGAGGAACCUGUCCAAAUUACUUCAUAUCGUCCGGUGAGUUAUUCCAGCAAGAAUUCCUGGGUAACGAUCAACAAAGAUUUCUCGAUAUUCUAACACAUUUCCACUCAAAGAAACUACAGUGCAUUUCACAUGAAAGAUUUUUGGGACCCAAAAUAUUGGAAAGUGUUUGUGAUGCAAAAGUUCAAGCUGAACUUUUGUGCCCAUACACUGAAAUGGAAAUGGAAUAUUACCAAGACAUGGGACUAUUUGUACAACUGGCAAUGCCAAGUCGGACGAGUGGAUUAAAUUUUACCCGGAAUCUGACAGGGGCACUGAGUUUACUGAUGAACUCAAAGACAGAAGUGGAUGAUGUGAUUACUUUUAGUCACGCGACUAGUUUACUAGCGCAUAUGACACAACAUGAUGCCAGUCCGUAUAUCAUGGCUGGAACCACUGGCAACAAGACUCGGUACGCGAGCUUGAGGAAAUGCAAAAAUCAUUUGACAUGUACAUCCUCAGUAAGUUCAUCCGAACUGUGCUACUUAGCAAAUUUUCACUUUUUGUCUGGAAACUACAAUAAAUCACUCGAGUUGUGUAGAACUGUAGUGUCUCAACCUUUAUAUCACAUGAAAAGUCAAAUGCUUCUUCCAACGGAACAAAAAGCAAGAUACAUCAAAGAAUACUGUGGAAAGGGAUACACUUUAUUUUACAAGCUGAAGAAAACCUUCACCAAAUCUCUAUCUUUUGAGAAAGACUGCUUGUAUCUUCCCCAGCUUCAUCCGGAGGUAUCGAAAAGCCCUGUUGGAGUAAGGAUCCCGACGCUACCCUACGCAGUGUUCUUGUCCUUCCUGUGUUGUCAUGAACUUGGUGACACUUUGGGACGUGACAACACACUACGUAACUUGAUAGUAGUGAAGUACGAUUACUUAGAGGGAGGACACACGAGUUGGAUGGUGCACACACUCCUGGGUAUCUGUUACGAAACUUUGGGGGAUCAUCACAGAGCCAUCAGGUGUUACACGGACUCAAAAAAGUCUAAGACCGAGCUCCAUGAAUUCAACCCAGCCUCUGAGAGAAUCGAGGCUUUAAAGAAAUCAGAAACAAGAUAAUAUUCCCUCAUCCUACCCCUGUUGAUUUUAAACUACUUUUUAACUUUGUGGUACAAUAAGAAGAGAUUCUCCAAGAACCAAUUUCCUGCAACGUUUAUAUAUGUUGUGGAUCAUCUACUAGGCUUCGGGAGGAUUCCUAGUGGAAUGCAGCCUAAUUAAUUAUAAGGGUCCUCUUAGAAAGAAGUUAAUAAAUGGAAAAGAAGAGGAGUAACUCCUUCAGUUCAGUUUUCAAACAGUAUGUUCUCAUUUCUUCUUCUAUAAACUGGUUGCCGACUUAUUUCACCUUAGACAGGCAUUAAUCGGGGCGCAGUUCACAUGGUGGACAUGUAGUUAGAAGUGACAAAGGAGGUCAUGACAUCUCAAGUCAGGAGUGGUACCUCUUCUUAUUCAUCGCCUUGUGCAGGAACGGGCUCUCUCAGAGGAUUUUGAACUCUCUGAUGAUGGUGUCUACCCAGGGAGUUCCCUACAAGAAAGAUGCUUCUCUCUGGAAGGGACUGUGCAACAGCAGAAUUUCCAUGUCAUUUGGAGAGACAAAGUGUGUUUGGCUUCCAUUGUACAUAAUGAAGACUAUUUUCAGGAGAAAAUUAUAGUGACUGUGUUGAAUUGAUAUCUUAAUUGAAAUUAUAUUGUGGCUUGUACAUUGCUUUAAAUACUUUAAAUAUUGUUGUACAUUCUGAUAUUAUGUCCAGUAAAAGUUGCUAUUUAGUUUGAUUUGUAGAUGCUGUAUCAUAGAUAUAAUAGUUGCUAUUAAUAUGUUCACUGAUAAUAUUAUAGUGCAAUUUAUUAAAUGUAUAACUGAAAUGUUUUAAUUUAUAAUACUUGACAUUGCACUAUGAUCUUGAUGUGAAUGUUUAUCAUAUUUAUAACAGUAAAAGAUGCUAUUUGAGUUUGUUACAGCAAGUUGGAGUUGAGGUUGAAAUGGUUUUGUGAAAAUAAAUUGAUGAUUGUCAAAAUGAG
This is a messenger RNA of Pecten maximus, 2651 nucleotides long. RefSeq lists its product as uncharacterized. The transcript is spliced from 2 exons. The coding region runs from base 6 to 1694 and encodes 562 amino acids. The record is from RefSeq and is a predicted model, not a curated record. Lineage: Eukaryota; Metazoa; Mollusca; Bivalvia; Pectinida; Pectinidae.